AAACCCUAAUAAGGUGGAUGGAGGGACAUUAAAAAAACAUGUCCCAAAGGGGCGCUGCCUAACCAGGCAGCAAACCCGCAGCCAUAAAUCAACACCGGAGGACUUUUGAUUUCUUAACCACGGCUUCCUGCAGCGGCAGCAGAGGAACCGGCUUGUUGGCCGAACCGCUGACCCUCCGCCGCGCGGCAUAGGAUUCUAUUUCUGGAGCCGGGUUGCUUUUACAGAUUAACUGCCCUCAAAUAUGGCCCCAAUCCGACACUAGUUAGACUGCUGCCCCCCCUCCUCUCUCCUCUACCCCCCGGAAACAAACACACUGCUGCACGUCACAACGGACUGAAAGACUUUUUUGUUAUUCUCUUCACAAUUGUUUCUUUACUCGCAACACUGACUUUCAUUUUGACAACGUGACACUGUGCUUCGAUUAUUAAGACUUUGUGUUUAUUGACAGAGACGGUUUCCAUCAGCUCCUGAGGGCCGGUCACACGGAAAACCCUUUCCCCGGUGUUUUCGCGAGCCUGUCAGUGUCUAAUCAAGGUCCUCCCUCCAUCAUCAGAAUUGACAUUCCCACAUUGUCUGAGAGAGUGAGUGAGCCAACAUUAGCAUAUUCAUGAACGCUGACGCACUCAACCAUGUGAAAUGAAAGACGCCGGGGCGAACCCCGAGCCAUGAAGCCCUGAAACAAAUAGCAACCGACAUGUGAGGAAAAGAGGAUCUUGAAUCCCCUGAACAAAUUCAUCACAUAUCACGGCACACAGGAGACGGGCACCACUGGAACAUAAAGGAUAUUUCAUAAACCUGGCGUGUGUUCUCAGCCUCUGGACAGAGGCCUGCAAUAAGAGAAAAGUUAAAGAAUAGGAUUACGGAUGGAUUAUCACUGAAACACUAAAGCCGCCAAAGCAGCUGCCUUUGCGUAAACCCACUGAAUCUCUUCAGGGAGUCGCUCCGCGGACCGAUUCGUAGAAUACAUUUGGCCGUGGAUGCGGUGUCCUCUUGUGCGGUUGGCUUUAAAAGAGACGGAUGGAGAAUAUAGAUGAGCUGGAGCACCCUCUUCUGGGAGAAGGCCCCCAUGGCAGCCGGGCAUCGGGGGCGGGCCCGAGGCCCGGGCCCGGACCGGCCCCUGGCGGGAUGUUCAAGGGCAUCUUGGUGAAGUGUGAGGAGGACAGGGCCUACCCUCCCUUGGCCUGGAGGAGCUAUCCUGGACAUCGUCCUGAGCUUCAGCAGCAGCAGCCGCUGGACCCUUGCUCCUUACCCCGCACGCUGGAGUCCUUUUACCCGCCGGCUCCCAUCUGGGGCCACGCGGACUCCCUGCUCAGCAAAGACUACCUGGAGACCACAUUUGUGGACAUUCGGCCCGGCUCCACGCUGGAGAGGAAGCUGCUGGCCGAGACGCAGGACUUCCACAGUGCGUCCUACAGCUUGGACGAUGAGGACGACCUGCUGCCCGACUCUGACGACUCAUCCAUUGAUGACUUCAGUGAUACAGACAGUGAGAGCAACUUCCCCCUGAUGAUCCCUCAGGACUACCUGGGUCUGGCCUUCUUCUCUAUGCUCUGCUGCUUCUGGCCCCUGGGCAUCGCCGCCUUCUACCUUUCACAGAAGACUAACAAGGCGUCGGCUGAGGGGGAUUUUCAGGGGGCCACGGCGGCGUCUCGCCAGGCCCUGUGGCUCUCGGUGCUCUCGAUCGUGUUUGGGAUCAUCACGUACAUCUGUGCCAUCGCCGCAUUGAUUUCCUACCUGUCUGGAAAACCGCCAUAAAAGCAAACUCUUACCACACGCACGCACGUCACACAUCUCAUGAAUACCAACACAACUGUAAAAAUAAUCUGUGUUUUUUGUGUCAACCCAACGACAGCUGGAAGAAGAAAGGACAGGUGCAUUGCUCAUAACCACCUCUAAUGGGAGGCGGGCAUUAUUUAGCUCACAGGAUAGUCCUCAUUGAAACAUCACGUCCACUAUACAUAUCCAAGAUUCAGUCUGUAAAUGUGAUUCAUGGUGUCUCUCAAGGACCUAAGCUCUCUGUCAUCCUUUCAAUUGUUUUGCUGUCGUCACAUUUUAAAGGAUAAACAAAAAAACUGGGACAAAAAAAUGCAGAUGUUAUGGCAACACUGUAGAUAUCACUGUCACUGGAAGCAGAAAGCGAGGAGACGCGCUGCCCGGGAGGAGGAAGGCGGGUGGAGGCUGCAGAUUUGUGAGAAGGUCGCUGCAAGGACGAGGCAGCAGCUAAAUCCUGAUGGACCUCGUUAUGCUGUCGCUUUGGGGAGGGGGGGGGGUGAAAGCUGGGGACGGCGUUUACAACCCCGCAGCUUUUUCCCUUUCUUUUUAUAUGUGGAUCCAGAAGCGUUAAUCUUCCAGAGAAGCCAGAGUGUCUUGCUACUCACUGCACAUGUGCAUCCUGGUUUUAACAUCCUGCGUCACAUUGUUAACCUGCAGAACAGACGGAAUCUGCCUUGUUUGAUGCCAAGUUCAAUGAAUAUCUUUAGUAUCAUAUCGUGCCAUUAUAUAAUAAAAAUAAAGAUAACUUUAAGAGUUUCUGAAUGAAAAGCAAAGUAGUGUUGCGAAACACAGUUUCUCGUUGUGAAAAUAAAGGAACUGCUUCUGUUUACAGUGUUAGGAAAGGAUGACAUAGACGGGAGGUGCAGACAUGAAAGGGAAAGUGCCAAAAGUAUAGGAAGAUACUCCAAGGAUGAUCCUUUUAUGAACUGUUCCAUGAAAAGAAGCAACCAGGCUCUCCAGAUAUAGAUUCUGCUACUUUCUCUUUCGAAAAGACAACUGGAACCCUCCAGAAAGUUCACUUCUUGCCAUAAUAUGACAAACUUGAAAAUAAAGUUGUUAGCCUACACUUAUGUAAGCAAACAUAACGCUUUGUUCUGAUGAGCAAGGGGUAAAAAAGAAAAAAAGAAAGGGUUGGCUGGCGAGACGCACAGCCACGUGAUGCAUGAGUCAGUAAAACCUCCAUUUGGGUCACGUCAGGAACCUGCAUGGCCAGUUUGUGGUUUGCCAGCUACGGACCUGCUCAGAGCUACGAUCCCUUACUUGCUUCACCUGGUCUGAACUAUUGCAAAGAAACCAGCCUCGGUAAAAGUCAAAACACUCUGGCCAUAUUGGUUUGAGCUUAAGUGUGCCAUUAAGGAAGUAAAUUAAGAAAAAAAAGAUGUACAGUUAGACUUGACGUUUUCUAUUUAGAUGGAUAGUUUUUAUAGUCUCCCAAUGACGAUAAAUACUUUUGUUUUUUUUGCAAACCCAGUGUUGUAUCAAGACUGAUAAUUAAAAUGGUCACUGUAGGUGAUAUAUGUAGACACACACACGAUCCCCGGUGACGUGCUGCGAGGAUGCCCCUCUGACCAGUCUUCAGUGUCGUGCAGUCGUGAAUCCCGAGACAGAAAAGAAAAAUACGACCCUUUGUUGUUACAGCAGAGUUAUCCCAAUUAUUGAUUUAGACACAAGCAUUUAUUUUGGAUUGCCUCGACGGUUCCGCUGUCAACCUGUCGGGCUCCAGUCAGAUUGGUCUCACAUUGUACAGAUUGUCAAAGAGAAGGUCAAAGGUUAUGAAAAAUGAGAGUACAAGUUAUAUUUAUUCCACAUCCUUUUAUUACAUGUAAAUAAAUCAAAAUAAAAUUGAUGAAUCACAAUAAAUGCACUUGUUUAACAUUCA
Messenger RNA from Gasterosteus aculeatus aculeatus (three-spined stickleback), 3652 nucleotides. Lineage: Eukaryota; Metazoa; Chordata; Actinopteri; Perciformes; Gasterosteidae. The record is from RefSeq and is a predicted model, not a curated record.